AUGGUUGGCGGCCGCAAGAACAAGUCCACAGGCCCUGCGCCUCCGUCGAAGACCCUUGUGCUCGACAAUGGUGCAUACACCAUUAAGGCUGGCUUCGUCUCCGAAGAGCUCACCGAAGAGCCCCGAGUGAUCCCCAAUUGCAUCGGCCGAGACCGAGCAAGGAAGGUCUACGUCGCAUCCGACCUGGAAAAGUGCCGUGAUUUUGGCGAGAUUCAGUUUCGACGACCGGUGGAAAAAGGUUUCAUCGUCAACUGGGAGGCUCAAAAGGAGAUUUGGGAUCACGAGUUCUUCGACGACAACGCGCCUCAGAAAUGCGACCCCUCAGAGACGAGGCUGCUCCUCACAGAGCAGCCCAACUCGCUGCCCAUCCUGCAAUCCAACUGCGACCAGAUUGUCUUUGAGGAGUACCAAUUCGCAAGCUACUAUCGCGGCAUAGGCGCCUCUUUCAACGCGUAUCACGACGUCCAAGGCAUCCUUCAGACACCCCGAGACCCGAACACGGUACCUCAGCUCCCGGCCGAAGUUGUGCUGUUGAUCGACUCUGGCUACUCCAACACGAUCGUCAUGCCACUCCUGAACGGCAGACCGCUGCACUCUGCUGUACGCAGGCUCGACGUCGGCGGAAAGCUCAUGACGAACUACCUGACGCGUCUCCUGUCUCUCAGGUACUACGAUAUGCGCAACGAUACCUACAUUGUCAACGAAAUCAAGGAACAGGCCAGCUACGUUUCUAUGGACUUCAAUGGGGACCUCGAAAAGACCUGGAAGGGCACUAGAGGCGAGAAGAGGGAGCCGUAUGUCACUGGGGCCGGUAUUGCAAAAGACUACGUGUUGCCCGAUUUCCACACGCGUACCAAGGGUAUUGUUCGAGACUACGACCCUGCGAUGCAUACAAAAGCGAGGAAGCUGGCCGCACGCACCGCAGAUAAUAACGAAGACAUCUUGACGCUCCGAAACGAACGAUUUUCCGUGCCCGAGUUGCUCUUUCAACCUUCUGACAUUGGUCUUCGUCAGCCUGGUCUUGCCGAUGUCAUCAUGCAAUCCCUGUCUGAACUCCCCAUCGGGCUCUGGCCCGGGUUGCUGGCCAACAUUGUCGUUGUUGGCGGCAACGCCUUGUUUCCCGGCUUUAUUCAGCGGCUGGAGAAGGAACUCGUCAAGCGAGUUCCUGAUGCCUGCAUUGUCCGGGUCGCGCAUCCCGUCAAUCCCAUCACUAGUACUUGGGAGGGGGGCGCCAACUUGGCCAAACACCCCGACAUCCACAGGUUCUCUGCCACGAAGCAGGAAUACGAAGAGUACGGCGCCUCGUGGGUCGCCCGAAAGUUCGGCUCGGGGAACGCAGGUGAUUGA
Messenger RNA from Colletotrichum spaethianum, 1347 nucleotides. Its product is annotated as actin-related protein 6. Lineage: Eukaryota; Fungi; Ascomycota; Sordariomycetes; Glomerellales; Glomerellaceae. Gene Ontology annotation, molecular function: nucleosome binding. The transcript has 2 exons. The coding region runs from base 1 to 1347 and encodes 448 amino acids. Gene Ontology annotation, cellular component: Swr1 complex. The record is from RefSeq and is a predicted model, not a curated record.